GGAGGCUCAGAAGUCAGCGACGGGCUUAGUGACUUCGAGGUUCUGGGCGUUGCAGAACUGGUAAAACACCACGUCGACCAUGAAGCGCUCUGCCCUGUGUGCAGGAAGCGGAAUCAAGAAGCUGUUUUUCCAACUGGUGGGCGAUUCGGGACACCACUUUUCCACUCGAACGCUGGCCCACGUGAAGGAAUGGUCGACCUCGUGCAACUUCUGCCGGCUGACACUGAUGGCCUUGAACCUUGAACCUGGCACUCCUGUCUGCCCUGGCGAUGUAGAAAUGCUGAUCUACUUUUACCUCCGCCCGAAGGCCCGCGGCUUCCGACCCGAAUACAUAGAGCAGCGAGUCAACAUGACGCACAACAUCCAGCUCUGCUUCGAGUCUACAGAACCCUUCGCCUGGCAUUCAGACCGUUCCCCUAAGCUCCAGCUUCUCAACGGUCGCCAUAUGAGCGAGCAGAUCGAUGCCGAAAUGCUGAUCAAGUGGCUGCGCAUCCGACUCGGCCAUCCUCCCAACAAAAGGACGGCUGAUCACAACUACGGCGUGUGGGUCAUAACUCUCACGAAGCCGACCGAAGAACAGCUUGAGAAACCAGGCGCCAUCGCCCCUGAACACCCACAACUCGGCAGAACCAUCACGGACGGUCUGAGGCUAUGCAAACUGAUCGACUACCGUUAUCUCUGGGUGGAUGCCCUUUGUAUCCGCCAGGACGACGAAGAGGACUUGGCACUGCAAGUUGCUCAGAUGAACCGAAUAUACCAGUUUGCUGCUCUCACCAUUGUCCAGGCCCCGGCAGAUCCAGAAGCGUCGGUCCGAACCCCGGUCCGAGGACUUCUCCCUGGAUUGAGGGAGAUCCGUCAAGAGCAAGUGGUUGUUCAGCAUGAGAAGUUCUUCUGA
This is a messenger RNA of Parathielavia appendiculata, 895 nucleotides long. Its product is annotated as HET-domain-containing protein. The coding region runs from base 80 to 895 and encodes 271 amino acids. The transcript is spliced from 4 exons. Lineage: Eukaryota; Fungi; Ascomycota; Sordariomycetes; Sordariales; Chaetomiaceae. The record is from RefSeq and is a predicted model, not a curated record.